UUCGGGUAUAAGUUAAAUAUGCAAGAGCAGCAAGAAGAACGACACGAUAUCGGUGGUGCCGAUUGUUGCUAUCAACAAUGGCCGACGCAGCAACAGCCACCGCAUCAACAACUGUCGAUGGUACCGUCACCGAUGCAACAAAUGGAAGCGUGUCUACAAAGCGCAGGCAGAGUAAAACGAUCCCGAAGUCCAAAUUCGAGCAAGUCCUCUUUGGCGUCGGGGCACGCUUCGAAUCCGCUGGCAGUAACAGCGGUAGGUACCUCUUCCUCUUCGGCGGAUCUUCGGAACGACAGGAACAAUAAUAAUCGACAUCACGGCGAUCACCACCAUCAUCAUAAUAAUCAUCACCAUCGACGUAGAAGCGACGAGGGAAGCGAAGAAAUCGGCUCGAAGAGUCCGCCGCUUCAUCCGGCACUCGCCGGAGCUGGGGCAGCGCUCGAAGCUAAACCACUUUGGGAAGAAUUCCAUCAAUUGGGAACGGAAAUGAUCGUGACCAAAGCUGGAAGGAGAAUGUUUCCUACUUUUCAGUGUCGACUCUUUGGUUUGGACCCAAACACGGAGUAUCUUUUGGUCAUGGAUUUCGUCCCGUGCGACGACAAGAGAUACAGAUACGCUUUUCACAGCAGUGCUUGGGUCGUAGCUGGUCGAGCCGAUCCAGUUUCCCCGCCAAGGAUUCACAUGCAUCCUGAUAGUCCUGCCAGCGGAGCUCACUGGAUGAAGCAACCGGUCUCUUUCGACAAACUCAAACUCACCAAUAAUCAACUCGAUGACAACGGCCACAUCAUCUUGAAUUCGAUGCACCGAUACCAACCGCGAUGUCACGUGGUGGUCGCCCCCUCUCCUCCAGGCUCGGCACCAGAUCCAAGGACGGAAAAUUUCAAAACGUUCUCCUUCCCGGAGACGAGAUUCACCGCGGUCACGGCUUACCAAAAUCAUCGUAUAACGCAAUUGAAAAUUGCCAGCAAUCCUUUCGCCAAGGGAUUUCGGGAUUGCGAGUCCGACGAUUGCGACACAGUCCAAUCACCCGUUUCCUCGGCCAUGCAGAAUCCCGCUAAGAGAACGGCAUCCAGUUCUACCAGUGGCACCGUAGUAAACGCUGCUAACUCUAACGUUAUUUCCGCGAGCGGAUAUCCGAACGCUAUUAUACCACAGGGAAUGCAAAUAUCUAGCUUGUCCACUCAAGAACAUCAUCAUCAUCAUCAUCAUCAUCAGUUUUACCCUACGGCUCCUUCGGGACCUUGGUCCUCUUAUCCUCCUCCCCCGCCUCCCCCGCCGCCACCUCAUCCACAUCACCACGGACAAUCCAAUCCUCCCGUAAAUUCCUCCCUUCAUUAUCCUCAUCCUCAUCCGCAUCACGCGCAUCCUGGUACUACGUCUCUUUACGGACCGCGAUAA
Molecule: messenger RNA, 1395 nt
Organism: Polistes canadensis
Lineage: Eukaryota; Metazoa; Arthropoda; Insecta; Hymenoptera; Vespidae
Product: T-box transcription factor TBX10-like
Exons: 4
Coding region: 19-1395 (458 amino acids)
Biological process (GO): cell fate specification; regulation of transcription by RNA polymerase II; positive regulation of DNA-templated transcription
Cellular component (GO): nucleus
Molecular function (GO): RNA polymerase II cis-regulatory region sequence-specific DNA binding; DNA-binding transcription factor activity, RNA polymerase II-specific
Source: RefSeq, a predicted model, not a curated record